This is a messenger RNA of Monopterus albus (swamp eel), 2611 nucleotides long. Its product is annotated as caM kinase-like vesicle-associated protein. The transcript has 11 exons. Gene Ontology annotation, molecular function: protein kinase activity; ATP binding. NCBI's taxonomy places the organism in Eukaryota, Metazoa, Chordata, Actinopteri, Synbranchiformes, Synbranchidae. The record is from RefSeq and is a predicted model, not a curated record. Gene Ontology annotation, biological process: protein phosphorylation. The coding region runs from base 243 to 1496 and encodes 417 amino acids.
CCUCCCCUCCUUCCUGCAUCAUAGCCCGCCGUUACUCCCUGACUUGUUGGAAAUGCUGGAAGAUCUUAAAUCUCUCUGAUAGCUUACUGGCUGUAAAAUCGGUGUGGAAUCAUCCAAAGAAAAGUGAAACCGCACCAGGGAAAUACUCAAAUAAUAGACAGAGGAUUGGAUUGUUGUGCAUUACCAGUUUACUUGAAGGUUGUGUUGUGGCAGGACAUUCCCUGGCUAGGGCACAAGCUGCCAUGCCAUUUGGUUGUCUGACCCUCGGGGUGAAGAAGGAUUACAACAGCCCCUCAGAGGUGACCGAUAAAUAUGACCUUGGACAAAUUGUUAAAUCAGAGGAGUUUUGUGAGAUAUUCCGAGCGAAGGAUAGGAACACCUUGAAAAUGUACACCUGUAAAAAGUUCCAUAAGAAGGAUGGAAGGAAAGUGAGGAAAGCUGCCAAGAAUGAGAUCAUGAUCUUAAAAAUGGUCAAACAUCAUAACAUCCUCCAGCUGGUUGAUGCCUUUGAAACUAAGAAAGAGUACUUCAUUUUUCUGGAGCUCGCCACAGGCAGAGAGGUUUUCGACUGGAUCUUAGAUCAAGGUUACUAUUCGGAGAGGGACACCAGUAAUGUUAUGAGGCAGGUGCUCGAAGCUGUUGCUUACCUGCACUCUCUGAAAAUUGUCCACAGAAACCUGAAGCUGGAGAACUUGGUGUACUUUAAUCGUCUGAAGCACUCCAAAAUUGUUAUCAGUGACUUCCAAUUGGCAAAAUUAGAAAAUGGACUCAUUAAGGAUCCGUGUGGGACUCCAGAAUAUCUUGCUCCUGAGGUGGUUGGGAGGAUGAGAUAUGGGAGACCUGUGGACUGUUGGGCCAUAGGAGUCAUCAUGUAUAUACUUUUAUCUGGGAACCCCCCUUUCUAUGAUGAUGCAGACGAAGAUGACUCUGACAAUCGUGAUAAGAACCUUUUCCUAAAGAUUUUGUCAGGGGACUAUGAAUUCGAUUCACCAUAUUGGGACGACAUUUCAGAUUCUGCCAAAAACUUAGUGGCAUCUCUGAUGGAAGUGGACCAAGAUCAGAGACUGACUGCACAGGAAGCUAUAGCCCAUGAAUGGAUCUCUGGAAAUGCUGCCUCUGACAAGAACAUCAAGGAUGGCGUUUGUGCACAAAUAGAAAAGAAUUUUGCCAAAGCUAAGUGGAAGAAAGCUGUAAGAGUGACUACCCUCAUGAAGAGACUUCGAGCAUCUGAUCAGGGUGAUUCUGGGGCUUCUAGUCUUGCUGCAGGGGGUACAGCUGACCCCAAUACACCCAGUGGCACUCCUGCUCCUUCAGCUGGCGGCGGUGAUGGUGUUGCUGCAAGCAUUAAAGCUGCUCUUAGUGAAAAGGCUCCUGACACACAGACUGCCUCCAUCUCUGCACCCUCACUGCCCAGUGCAGCCAGGCAGGAAGAGCAGCCUCAGGUACGGUGCAAUGGCGAUGUUCCCCAAAUGUUGCCUCAAACAAAGGGGGAUUAGGAGUCAGUCAAAUUCAAGAAGAGGACCCUUGCCAACCAACAAGCACAUGUGCAGUACAGCCAAUACAUUUGGCAUGAUGAUACCGUGUCUGUGCUGUUUGACUGUCCCCCUGUUUCCAGAAUUAUUUCACAACAUUUUUUUUGCCUUGUGUACUGACCAGUCUAUUGAAUAGUGUUCUCCCUUGUUAGUUUGUGUACAAGUCCCUUUAAAGCUAGUUGCAAAGUAGCUCUUCUGUUGUUUCCUUUUCUCUAACAACUGUAAAAACUCAUAGUGUAAUUUUGUGAAAUCAACUCAACUAUAUUCAACAGCUCACUGUAUAUAGAUGUAUUUGUCUGUUUCAACAAGUUGCUAGUUUUCAGCUAAGCUCAUGUCUUGUGACUUAAAAUUACAAGUUGAAGAAUCAAAGAUUCAAGUAAAGUGAAAAUAUAAACAUUUAUUUAAAUAAAGUUACAUUUAUAGGAAUCCUUUAAGUAUUUAAGUAAACUAAUGUCUCAAAUGCUUUAAAUUGUAAUACAGACAGGGAAUUAUAUUACUUGUCAUGUAUAUUUUGAAUGUCUCAAAAGUCAAUUUGUGACUGCAAAAUAAAACUGCAAAUUAUUUUACCCAUGCUGAAGAUUUGAGCACUGUGCUUAAAAUAUUUUAGAAUGAAAGACUAUGAUCAGAUCGUGGUCACCGUUAGUAGCUUUGGUGCAGUGCAACAUCAGACAACUUAGGAUUUUAAGGCAGAACAAGAGCAUAUUUUUAAGUUCAAGUGCCUUAAUAUUUUUUUGCAGUAAUGUGCUGACAACAACUUGAUUGCUUACUGAUUUUACAUAAACGCUUUAGCUGUUUUCUUUGCUCUUCUGUUUAGUCUUAGUGCUGCUGAUUCUCGUGUUCUGUCCUCUUCGCACUUCAUUUAAAACAGAAAACUAGAUUGGGGUGAUGUUUUAGCUGUUGUUGUGGUGUCACAUAUAAUUAGUGAAUUCAUAGUUUAUAGCUGAGUCCAUAUACUGUUUCACUAUGUAUAUUUGCCUUGUAUAUGUGUAUUUUUUAAAUUUAUAUGUGUAUUUAGCAACACGUAGCUGAGCUAAUGGGUUGCUACAAUGCUUGUGAAUGAAUAAAAUGUGCAAUGCUAA